AUGCUCGAAUAUCCAGAUACCGAUACAAUUCGCAUUCUAAUCACCUCAGACAAUCAUGUUGGCUACAGUGAAAACGAUCCCAUUAUUGGCGAUGAUUCCUGGAAAAGCUUUGAGGAGAUUAUGUCGAUAGCGCGAGAAAAGAACGUCGAUAUGGUCAUCCAGGGCGGUGACUUGUUUCAUGUGAAUAAGCCGUCAAAGAAAGCGUUAUACCAUGUCAUGAAUAGUUUAAGGGCAAAUUGUAUGGGUGAUAAGCCCUGCGAACUGGAGUUACUCAGUGAUGCGUCGAUGGUUUUUAAAUAUGGCGAAUUUACUGGGGUGAACUACGAGGAUCCGAACAUGAAUAUUUCUAUACCCGUUUUCGGAAUCUCAGGGAACCACGACGACUCUUCGGGCGAUGCGCUACUUAGUCCUAUGGAUAUUCUACAGGUUAGCGGUCUGAUAAACCAUUUUGGUAAAGUAAUGGAAAGUGACAACAUCGAAGUUUCUCCGCUGCUAUUUCAGAAGGGUUGUACAAAAUUGGCUUUGUAUGGGUUGGCAUCAGUCCGGGACGAGCGACUAUUCAGGACUUUCAAAGAAGGGAAAGUGAAAUUUAAUGUUCCUGCUGUGAGAGACAAGGAGUGGUUUAACAUUAUGUGUGUACAUCAAAACCAUACCGGUCAUACUAACACGGCUUUUUUGCCUGAACAGUUUUUACCAGACUUCCUCGAUCUCGUCGUCUGGGGCCAUGAACACGAGUGCAUUCCACACCUUGUAUCCAAUCCCAACAAGGGCUUCGAUGUACUACAGCCUGGUUCGUCAGUUGCCACAUCUCUUUGCGAGGCGGAGUCAAAGGAGAAGCAAGUUUUCAUCCUGGAAUAUCGAAGUGGGCAUCAGCCGCAGUUGACAGGAAUCCCGCUUAAAAGCGUGCGGCGAUUUGUUAUGCGUGACGUUGCGCUUAAAGAUAUAGUAGGAUUAAAAGCUCAUGAUCGAGAGGCCAUAACGAAAUUUUUACAUCGGCAGGUAGAGACAAUGGUGCAAGAAGCGAUGGGCGAAAAGUGGACUUCUGGCACAAAUGAUGUAGAGAGGCUCAUACCGAAUUCAGAGCUUCCGCUCAUCAGACUUCGUGUAGACUACAGCUCAAGGGUAGAUGACGACUUGGACUAUCAGGUCGAGAAUCCAAGGAGAUUUAGCAAUAGGUUUGUGGGAAAAGUUGCGAAUACAAAUAAUGUCAUUCAGCUAUACAAAAGAAAGAAACAAUCAGCUAAAACAUCGAAAGAUGAGAUGGACAUUGAAUCAAUAGGCAGAGAUCGUGACGAUGAUCUAGGGGUACAGACUAUAGUACAGAGCCUAGUCAAAUCGAUGAAUUUAUCUUUAUUGCCCGAACUUGGGCUAAAUGAAGCAAUUGGCCGUUUUGUAGAAAAGGAUGAGAAAACUGCUCUAAAAGAUUACAUUGACAAGGAGGUCGAAAAUGAAAUCAAGCUGUUAGUUGCCAAUCAGCAGCUUUUGGAUGUUGAUAAUAUUCACGAUCUCAAAAGGCUGGUGAAGGAUGUCCGUUCUGCUAACAGCUUAGAUUCUAACAGCCGUAUUCUCUCAGAACAACGGAGUGCCGCUGCUCAACAUGCCACAUCCCUCCAUAACCGAGGCAACUACGGGCCUGGUAGAUCCGAAGAUCCAUCACAAACUUCAACUAACACACCCGCGAAGAGAAGCUUAAGGACCACCCACGCACACCAACCCCAGGAGCGUGUCCGGUCACAUUCAGUCGAAUCUGACGAAAGUGGCCGUGAAAUGUCACCACUUUACAUUGAUCAUGAAGAGUCCUCGCUGUCUAAAGGGCCUGGCAUCGACACAGUCGACCUUUCAGUUGACGACGGCAGCGCACGCGACAUUACUCAUGCUCCCCGAAAGAAGUCUAGAGGGGGCGCAAGAGGAAGGUCAUCCAGAACUCCCAAAACAGAUGUUUUGAAUAGUUUACUCGCCAGUAAAAAGCGAUGA
This is a messenger RNA of Lachancea dasiensis, 1974 nucleotides long. Lineage: Eukaryota; Fungi; Ascomycota; Saccharomycetes; Saccharomycetales; Saccharomycetaceae. The record is from the annotation of a GenBank genome assembly.